Molecule: messenger RNA, 1251 nt
Organism: Ascoidea rubescens DSM 1968
Lineage: Eukaryota; Fungi; Ascomycota; Saccharomycetes; Ascoideales; Ascoideaceae
Product: glycoside hydrolase family 72 protein
Exons: 1
Biological process (GO): fungal-type cell wall (1->3)-beta-D-glucan biosynthetic process
Cellular component (GO): fungal-type cell wall; cytoplasm
Molecular function (GO): 1,3-beta-glucanosyltransferase activity
Source: RefSeq, a predicted model, not a curated record
CCGGUAAUCGAAAUCAAAGGCAACGCCUUUUGGAACUCUGACACAGCGGAAAGAUUUUAUAUUAAAGGUCUAGAUUACCAACCUCGUUCAACGAAUGCCUCUCAAAGUUUUUAUGAUCACCUAGCAGACAAAUCCACCUGUGAAAGAGACAUUGAAUAUUUCAAAGAUUUGGGAAUCAACACCAUCAGAGUUUACUCCAUUGAUAACUCCCUUGAUCAUGAUUAUUGUAUGAAUUUGCUAGAUGAAGCUGGCAUCUAUCUUAUCCUCGACAUCAACACUCCAGAGGCUUCAAUUCACAGAGAAGGCCCUGAAUGCUCUUACAAUAUGUUUUACCUUCAAUCUAUUUUUUCCACUGUCGAUGUCAUGGCCAAGUAUGAUAAUCUUAUUGGCUUCUUCGCUGGUAACGAAGUCAUUAAUGAUCCUUCAAACACCAAUUCUGCCAAAUAUGUCAAAGCAAUUGUUAGAGACUUGAAAAACUAUAUUUCAUCUCAAAAUUAUAGAAAAAUCCCCGUAGGUUUUUCUGCCGCUGACGUCGUAUCCUUGAGAGAACAAAUGAAAGAUUACUUCUAUUGUGGUGAUGACGAUGCAGCUAAAAUCGACUUUUGGGGUCAUAACGUUUACUCAUGGUGUGGUGAAUCGGAUAUGGAAGCUAGUGGUUUUAAUGAUUUAUUAGAUUUGUUCGAAAAUUACCCAAUUCCAAAUUUCUUUUCGGAAUUCGGUUGCAACACCAUCUCCCCAAGAAUCUUUCAAGAAGUUCAAGCAAUUUUUUCCUCUCAAAUGUCAAGCGUCUUUUCAGGAGGUUUGGCCUAUGAAUAUUCUCAAGAAGACAAUAAUUAUGGUUUAGUCAAAAUCACUGAUGGCAAGGUAUCAACUUUACCAGACUAUGAUUACUUGAAAUCAGAAUUUGAAUCCAUAAAUUUACCCAGUGGUGAUGGUGAUUAUUCAAACUCUAAAUCUUCAAUAUCCUGUCCAACAGUCCAAGCUGGUAUUUGGGACUCUGAUAAUGAUUUACCAACUCUAGACGACAUUGAUAUCUUCUUCUCAAAUGGUGCUGGAAAACACCUUGGUGCUAACGCUGGAGACACUAGAUUUAAAUGCUCGUCUAAUUUCGAUUAUAAUAAAUUCUCAUCCUCAUCCUCAUCUUCAUCUUCCUCUAAAACAACCUUGUUAUCAGUAAGACAAUCCAAGACUUCUCAGUCUCAGACUAAAACUAUAACAUCCUCUCUUUCUUCAUCAACUUCAUCCACUACC